Messenger RNA from Ctenopharyngodon idella (grass carp), 5604 nucleotides. RefSeq names its product gremlin 2, DAN family BMP antagonist a (gene grem2a). Lineage: Eukaryota; Metazoa; Chordata; Actinopteri; Cypriniformes; Xenocyprididae. Bases 1997 to 2578 code for a protein of 193 amino acids. The record is from RefSeq and is a predicted model, not a curated record. Gene Ontology annotation, molecular function: BMP binding; receptor ligand activity. Gene Ontology annotation, biological process: animal organ morphogenesis. The transcript is spliced from 2 exons.
AACAAAAUAUUGCAAUGUCGGUUUUUUCCAAUAUCGUGCAGCACUAAUAUCGGUUAUGGAGCAAGGUAGUAAUUAGAAUUAUUAUUAUAUUAAAUAAUAUGAAUAUUUUUACAAUUCAAUUGUAAAAUAACACCGUAACAUCAAAUUGAAAGUCUUAUACUUUUUUCCCUUUUUUAGCUUAUGGUAAUUCUGAUAAUUUGCAUUUUAGCUACUUUGAUCUGCAUAUAAAUCAAUUUUAAAUUUAAUUAUCAUACUUGCAGUUUGCAUGACUUCAUAUACUACAUUACAUUUUCAGUUAACUUUUUUUAAUUAACUUUUUUUUAAAGAAAAAAAAAAUCACAAUCUAAUUAAUCCAAUCUUAAUGCUGGAAAAAUAAGUGCUUGCUCAUUGUCAGCUGCCCACAUGCAUAAUUUGCUUAUUGCUGUUACUUUUUUAACCACUAGAGGGCAAUGACUCCAUCCACCAGGUCAUUUUCUUGAAGAGUCUUUGAGUUACUGUUUGUAUUUGAUUAUUUGGUCAGUUUGGUGAGAACAGCACUAAAUCUUGAGGUCCAAACUAACCGAUCCAACACUAACAGUCAGCUCUGAGCAGAACAAUCUAGAUUGCUGCUAUCAAUACAAUGAGGAAUUUACCAUGACAUCUGAGUACUUUAGCUUCUUUAGUUUCAACCAAAACAUGAGUGUAUAUGUGUGUCUGAUCAUUGUGUAAAAUGUGUUUUUGGGUGUUUUCAUAUGUUUUUCGCAUUAGUUAUCUGGAAUUUGUGUGUGUGUGUGUGUGUGUGUGUGUGUGUGUGUGUGUGUGUGUGUGUGUGUGUGUGUGUGUUUGAGAGAAAAAUAAAGGGAACAAAAGAGGGAUGUUAUUCUUAUUGUGGUCAAAUAGAGAUGAGUUUAAAACCACACAAACAACAGAAUGGGAGAACGAAUGACAGAAUAAGCAAAGAAAACAAAAGGAGAACAGUCAGUACUGUAUAACAUCCCAAGCCAAGAUUUAUGGGUACACACAUUUCAACUUAAAAAUGAUAAACUGUAGAGUGAAUGAUUAACGAUUUUGCGUCUGAAAGCUUUUGUCUUUUUUAGGCCACAUAACACAUCUGCUUUGUCUUGCCUUGAUGUGUUGUCAAAACUUGUUUAUAAAACCAUUUUGCAUUUGGAAAGACACUUGAGAAAAACCUUCAGGCGGGACCUCAAAGCCACAGUGAAAAUUUCCAAAAUGUUCCAGAAACCGAGCCCACACUUUUUUGAUUGAACCAAUAUAAAUAUAUAUAUAAAAAUGAUCAUCUGGAUCAAACUUAUUGGUUUAUUGAUGUAUUUUCUGUAUUUACAGAGAUUUCUCACUGUAAAACUGCAACUGUGAGCAUGUUGACUGCAGCAGUCGAGAGGGACGGGGUUAAACUAGGGAUGCAAACUGCAGUUCAGGGAGCGAGAGAGGCAGAGAAACUGAAGAGAGAGAGACAAUAUGUUUUCAGGACUGGUUGAUUAACAGUGGACUUCUGGGGGAGGUAUCAGAGAGUGCUAGACCGAAAGAGAGAGAGAGAGAGAGAGAGAGAGAGAGGUGUAGAUGAAUUAUUCUGUAACUUGUGAGCAACUGAUGAUUUUCUUUCUGCUCUCUUCACACUCACACACUUCUCUUUGGAGAGCCACUGGGAUGUGACAGUAAAUCAGGGAGAAGAUGAUUCAAAGACUCACCGGGAAGGACUCAGAGAAACAGAAUGCGAGCUGGAUGCCACAUAAAUGAGUGAAACUGGUGAACUAUGAGCCAUAAAGCGUGACCGCUUCAGUUUGGCCUCUGUAGAGCUGGACUCAAACGGUGGAGACGCACACGGCACGAAUUUCAGGAACACUUCGAGAAACGUUCUGUACUUCUGAUGGAUAUCCACACUGAUUCUCUACAUCUGGAGCUCUGAGCCUUGACCGAUCUCUGACCUGCUGCUUGACCUUUGACCGCUGAGUGACCUGUUCGGGAAUCACAGCAGUAAAACGUGACUCUGGACUCCAGGAUGUUCUGGAAGCUGGCAAUACCUGCCAUUUUGGCAUGGACCCUUUUUGUAUCCACGGAGACCAAGAAGCCACGCCCUCAAGGUUCCAUCCCCUCCCCUUACAAGCUAAAAGGCAAUGAUUUGUCAUCACCAUCCCACGCACUAGCAUCAUUGCCCCAGCACACAUCAACACAACGACAGAAGGGUAAACACGACAUGCUGUCGUCGAGUCGCGAGGCCCUGGUAGUCACUGAGAGGAAGUACCUGAAGACCGACUGGUGCAAAACACAGCCAUUACGUCAGACGGUGAGCUUGGAGGGCUGUCUGAGCCGAACUGUCAUCAACCGGUUCUGCUACGGCCAGUGUAACUCUUUCUACAUCCCACGCCACCUGACGUCUCAAACCUCACAUCGAAGUCGAAAAACAUCCACGCCAGACCACCACACUUCAUUCCAGUCCUGUGCGUUCUGCCGGCCAAGCCGGAUAACCACAGUUACUGUACGGCUUCACUGCCCUGGGCUGCAGCCGCCAUACCGGCAACGGAAAGUGCAACGGAUCAAGCAGUGCAAAUGUGUGUCUGUUAAUGUCAAUGCUGCGUACUGAGAAGGCACACAUACGAAACAAUGAUUUAGGGUGUUCCUUUUGGAAAAACUGGGGCCGCCCAACAAUCAAUGUGUGAAACGUGCCAAAGACAACAGCUAAUCAGAAGACUGGCCACCUUCAUUAUGUCUGGACUAUACCGCAUUACGCUAAACGGGAAUGCUUAAUAGCUGCCGAGCAGCACAGCAAUGGAAACAUAGCUGGAUUUUUCUUCUUUUCAGACAGAUAUAAAGAAGCUGAGAGUUCAAUUACAUACAAGACUGAAACAGUAAAUAACAUUCUUGUGUUAAAUUAACAAGGUUUGACCUUUGACCUCUUGAAAGUUUUCUUUAUCAUAACAUGGAGCGUCUGUAUCCCAGCGUUCUCCUGCUUUACCUCAGCAAUUCUGAUUCUCCAUAGAGUGCAACAGUUGGGUUUCAGAAGUAAAAAUCCUAUUUAUUUUUUUCCAUAGGGGAAUUGAUUUUCAUACUUUCUAAGCCUUUAAAGGCAAACUGAUGUUAAUUGAUGGUAUAUGCUUCUGUUGAAGCCAUCAGUCGGCAUUAUUUCAACUUAUUUUUUAAAUAAUCAUGUUUAACAGUGUAAUUCCUGAUGAAAAACUACAUUACCCAUGAUUCUGCAAAAACAUUCCACCAAUCUAAGGAUCAAAAUAAACAAACCAUGCCAAAAUGAUAAUCUCCCUACAUUCUCAAACUACUUAAAUAUUUGUGUAGGCUAUUCCAACGUAAAAUACAUUCUUUCUAUAUACAUAAUUGUAGCAAGGUUAGAUGUUCAGGGAAGGAGGCGGGAAUCAGUGAACGUUUAAACAACUUAAAUAUCAAAAUAAACAAACACAAAACAAAAGUAAUGUGGCAGCCCCACAUGGACAACUGCCACAUAUAAAUAUAAUAAAAAAAAAAAAAACACAACAUAAAUGGCCCAGGCCUGGUCCUCUUUUGUCCUUCACUGUCAUCUCCCCUCUUUUUAUCCUUCCAGACCUCCUCCGUGGGACUGGUGUGGCGCGCAGGUGACACUCAUUAGCCGCUUUUCUACUGUCGGGCCAGUGCGAGUCAAGGCUUUCAGCGGACCAGGCUAGGCUAAUAGCCCCGGACUUGUAGCACCGAGCCCAAAAUCAUGCUGCAUUUCCACCAUCGGGCCAGAAGCUCCGCAGCGCUUCACUAAAACCUGCCCGUAACACGCCUCUCUGGAACAACGUCACACAAACCCGUCAUUUCUCAAACAAAUGGAAGUUUUAUCAGAAAAAUAAUCAGAAAGAAAUCAAACUAGCGAGAUCCUAAAGUGAACAUGAUAAAAGCAGGCGUUUGUUGGCAUUUUGUUGUUUACUUAAAGAUUUGAAAACCCAAGCAUCGAUGUUUUACCAAAUAAAUUAAUCAUAAUAAAUUCAUUUGUGUCAAGAUUAAACAUUAGUCACAGAAAUAAAGUGGUAUUUACUGUUAUUUCACAAAAAAAAAAGAGGACACACGUACUAAUUCAGUCACGUCUGUUUAUGUUUAUUUGUAGUCAUAGGACAGUAUGUUUACAUCACAUUUACAAAGAAUGAUAAUUUCUACAAAUUUUCCACCAAAAAUACGACCUGAGGAGCUUUAGCACUCUCUCUAGUGACAGUCCCAACAGUUAUAUUUUCAGUCUGAGAAGCAGAGGAAUCCCGAAAAACUGGAGUUGCUUUAUUUUAUGAAAUAUGCAGAGCUAAAUAUGGAUAUCAGACAGUCCAUUGAGACGAGAUGUGCUGACAGAUAAAAUAAAUACAUGAUUGUGAUAGCCUAUGUAUAUGAUUUGUCUGAUUUCUUCAAGCCGUCGUAUUUACCAUGUUUACUAUGGUAAUAGCGCACAUAGCCUUGGUGAUCAGAAUCCACAUCGGAUCACAAACAUAAGUUAUUUCAAACACUUGCUGCUGUCUGAAAGUGAGUUUUGAGCUAAAAUUAUUUUAAAAGUCUUUAAUGCUGAUGUUAGCUGGUAACCUACAUGUAAUCAUCCAUGGUGCCUCCGUCUCCACACACAGAUAAACUCCGCCUUUGUUCGUAACCAUUCCCUCAAGCCCGAGCUGGCCCGUUUUGGACCAAGAUAUUCAAACCCUGGCCGUUGGCCCCGAAGAAGCCCCGACGAGGCACGAUCAAGCCCCGGAAGUGACAGUGGAAACACGACUGGCCCUGGCACGCACUAGCACACCCGCUUUAGGCCCGACAGUGGAAACGCGGCUAUUAACACUUGUGCCACCAGCCUCGCUGCAUUCCCACGGCUCUCGGCCCCGUGCUGCUUGCCACAUUUUUUUUUUUUGCUUCAAAUCAAGUUUGUAAUGUGAUUUACUUCAUAUGUUGGUUUGGUUCAUGCUUACAAGUCUUUAACAAAGAUUAUUUUAAAAUCCCAAUGGGAAAAAUACUUCUGAAACCCCAUUUCAGGGCCACUGAAAUAAUGUGUAGGCACUGUUGCACUCUAUUAGUCUUGAUACUUGAGAACAGUGGAAACUGUUUGACCACCAUAUAUCUUCAUCUUGUCUUACCUGCCCAGCUGUUGUAUGUACCGGCGCUAAUGAAGGACAGGAGAAAACAUGAAAGGAUGCUGGGUGACUGUGGACCUUAUCGACACGAAAUUGGAGGGGGGUUCGCUAUAUUUUGAAUAAGCAGGCAGUCAGUGGUGGAUAAACUAUAUUUUGACUUGAUGCUGCCAUUGGCUUUGCUGCAUCCUAUGGAAAUGAUGCAGACUUUGAUCAAACCUGUAGAGAGUUUGAGCCUUACCGUUGUUAUGAUUAUUCAAAAUGUGCACAACAUAAACUGAGAUUGGUAAUGUUAAAUCUUUACCUUAAAGUCUAACAGACAUGUUCUCAUUAAUGACAAUAUUUAACAAAAUAGCAAAAAUGUGUAGAUAAAGGGAUUUAUGACAAAUCAACAAUAGAAAAUCUAUGAAUAUAUAUAUAUAUAUAUAUAUAUAUAUAUAUAUAUAUGUAAAAUAUAUAAUGAACAUCUUCUAAAAAAAUAAAUAUAUUAUUUCACAUUACAAUACGACUUUUGCUUUUCAGUAUUUUUUUUAUCUGCCUC